This is a messenger RNA of Paecilomyces variotii, 1461 nucleotides long. RefSeq names its product kinase-like domain-containing protein. The record is from RefSeq and is a predicted model, not a curated record. Gene Ontology annotation, biological process: protein phosphorylation; spliceosomal complex assembly; regulation of mRNA processing. The transcript is spliced from 4 exons. NCBI's taxonomy places the organism in Eukaryota, Fungi, Ascomycota, Eurotiomycetes, Eurotiales, Thermoascaceae. Gene Ontology annotation, molecular function: ATP binding; protein kinase activity. Bases 142 to 1377 code for a protein of 411 amino acids.
UAGGUACCUAACUUACCCUAUGUAAUUCCAAAGUACCUACCUAGGGAGACUUCAACUUUUGCCCAUCCUACAAGCAUCCAAAAAUAAUCGCCUUGAGUACACAUGCUCCAUUCAAAUUAAAAUAUUAUAAUAUACUAUUGUAUGUACUGUCUCUUGACCAUGAAUCGGUUCCCUCGACUUCGUCGAUUCCCUGGGCAACCACCAUCGCCUCCACGAAGACUCAAGUCUUCCCAGUUUCCCAUAUUGGACCCCACCACGAAAAUUGAAGAGGAGCGAAUGCCCGCAUACGAUCGAGGCCUUUUUUAUCCAGUCAAACUUGGGGAUAUUUUUGUGUCUCGAUACCAGGUUCUUAGCAAGUUGGGAUUUGGCGCAAGUUCAACGGUCUGGUUUUGCCGUGACCUCCACCAGCAUCGGUAUAUUGCACUAAAGAUUUGCAUCCGCGGGUCUAAGGAUCGAGAAGUGCAAGUACUUAGGCAUCUUUCAACCGUGAAAACAAGUCAUCCUGGCAGCGCUCUCGUCCGUAAAAUGAUAGAGGAGUUUGAAAUUGCGGGACCGCCGAGUGGUAACCAUCAGUGCAUUGUUUAUGAGCCGCUUUUGACGAGCCUUCUACAUUUUCAGGCAACCCUGAAUCCAAAGAGCCUUCCUGAGGACUUACUGAAGGGAGCACUCCAACAACUGUUACUUGCCCUGGAUUACCUACACUCGGAAGCCCAUGUAAUACAUACUGACAUACAAGCUAAGAAUAUUAUGAUCGGUUCUAAAGAUGAUUCAAUUUUUCGCGAAUGGGAAAAUGACGAGGAAAAUCAGCCCAGCCCGCGGAAGUCUGAUGGCUCCAAUAUUGUCUACAAGUCUCGGCCGUUCCAUCGUAAGAAGGGAUGGAGCGGUUUCGGAAUGCCACUUCUCUCGGACUUUGGCGAAGCGCGUCUAGGGGACGUGCAUGAUGGAUUGAUCCAGCCAGACAUUUAUCGUGCGCCUGAGGUCAUCCUGGGGAUGAGUUGGACAUCAAAAGUCGAUAUAUGGAACGUCGGAGUGCUAGUCUGGGACCUAUUUGAAGACCACCAUUUGUUUGAUGGUAGAACACCCAACGGGAACCAGUCAGACGUAUACCUUCUCGCUGAAAUGGAAGCUAUGCUGGGCCCUCCACCUCUCAACUUCCUUCGCAAGUCUCCUCAAAGUCAAAAGUACUGGGAUUCCCUGGGGCAAUGGAAAGCUGCCAUUGAAGUGCCGCACUAUUCAUUAGAGGAAUCGGAAGAGUAUCUUGAGGGUGAAAACAAGAAGAUGUUUAUGCAGUUUAUCAGAAAAAUGUUACGAUGGGAUCCGGAGGAAAGGCAGAGCGCCCGUGAACUUCUGUCAGAUCCCUGGUUAACUGCCCAGUAAUAAGUAGUCCGUAAUUUCUGUCUGGUGAGAUGAUACGGAAGAGGAACAUUUACGAGGCUACAAACAAGAGUCAUCAUCCCUUGA